Erigeron canadensis is the source of this 1105-nucleotide messenger RNA. RefSeq names its product WAT1-related protein At5g64700-like. The transcript is spliced from 6 exons. Gene Ontology annotation, cellular component: plasma membrane. The record is from RefSeq and is a predicted model, not a curated record. The coding region runs from base 21 to 1097 and encodes 358 amino acids. Gene Ontology annotation, molecular function: transmembrane transporter activity. Lineage: Eukaryota; Viridiplantae; Streptophyta; Magnoliopsida; Asterales; Asteraceae.
AUCUUUGUACGACACAAAUCAUGAAUAACAAUAAUAGUUUGCCUUACUUUGCAAUGGUGCUGGUCCAAAUUCUUUAUGCAGGAGCAACCAUCACAAUGAAAAUCGGGUUCGCAAAUGGACUUAAUCAGCUUGUGUUUGUAGUGUAUCGCCAUUUAAUCAGCACGAUUCUCUUUUGCCCUUUUGCUCUAGUUUUCGAAAGGACGAAAAGUCGACCGAAACUCACAUUUGUAGUAAUGAUGAAAAUAUUUGUGCUGUCAACUCUUGGGUCAACAAUCCAUCUUAAUGGAGUUUCUUAUGGUUUAGCAUAUACUUCAGCAACAGUGUCAAGUGCUUUAAAUUGUCUCACACCAUGUUUGACCUUUCUCAUUGCGUUUCUCCUUAGGAUGGAGAAAGUAAAUAUUAGAAGCUUCAAAGGGCAGGCCAAAGUUGUGGGAACAAUUCUUGGGAUAGCAGGAACACUUACGAUUACGUUUUGGAGAGGAGGAUUUCAAUUGAAGGGACUUGUAGAUAAGCCCUUAAUUGACCUUUCUAACACCAAAGUUUUUCAUGGUCAUGUUAAACCAAACUGGGUUAAAGGGGCAACCCUCAUUUCUGCCAGCAAAGUUUCCUGGAGUUUGUGGCUCAUUUUACAGGGAUUAGUGCACAAAGUUUAUCCGGCACCAUUGUCUAUGAAUAUCAUGAUCUGUCUUUUCGCAUCAUUGCAAUCUUCUAUCCUCGCUGUCUUCUUUGCAAGAGAAGCUGAUAUGUGGAAGAUCAAGUGGGACGUAAAACUCUUGACGAUCAUCUAUGGGGGUAUUGUAAUAUCUGGAUUGACAUACUACCUUGUCUUAUGGACAAUUAACAAGAGGGGGCCAGUGUUUGCAGCGAUGUUUACACCAUUAGAACUUCCGAUUGUAGGAGUUUUUUCAGCCAUUGCCUUCAACGAAAGACUCCAUAUAGGAAGUUUUAUUGGAGCGUUACUCAUAAUUGUGGGACUUUAUAGCGUACUUUGGGGGAAGACCGACGACAAUGUUGUCAAAGUACAGAGCAAAGAUGACGUCGAAAAUAGGAUUAAAGCUUCUGAUACUUUUAAUAAUGAUGGUAAAGAAAGGAAUUAGCUUAUGGG